This is a messenger RNA of Adineta steineri, 2475 nucleotides long. The record is from the annotation of a GenBank genome assembly. NCBI's taxonomy places the organism in Eukaryota, Metazoa, Rotifera, Eurotatoria, Adinetida, Adinetidae.
AUGUUGAAACUAUUAAUUAUAAUUCUACUAAUUAGUUUUAAUUACUCUAUUCAAGCACUUAGCAAAGAUGAUUUACUUGUUGUUGCGGUUGCUACAAAUAAGACAGAUGAAUAUCAACGUUUUAUUCGAUCAUUGAACGUCUAUGGUUUUAAAUAUGAGAUUUAUAAUCGUGAUCAAUCAUCAUCGACAGAUGAUGGGCAAUGGAUGAAGAUACUUCGAGAAAAUCUUGUUCGUUAUAAAGAUGAUAAAACAAAAGUUCUUCUAGUUACUGAUGCUUAUAAUGCAAUCUUUAGUCAAGGAUCAGAAUUUGUUCUUGAUAAAUUUGAAGCAUUAAAACCAGCUCGAAUUGUAUUUGGUGCAGAAGAUGUUUGUUGGCCUGAUGAACAAUUAAAAUAUGAUUAUCCAUUGGUUGAAGGUAAUGAAAAACGUUUUUUAAAUGCUGAUAGUUUUAUGGGAUAUGCAUCUGAUAUAUAUGAAAUGAUCUCAAGUCAAGAUGAAAUCAAAGAUGAACAAUUAUUUUUUACAAAACUUUUUCUUGAUGAAACAACUCGAAAUAAAUGGUCAGUUGUAAUUGAUAAAGGUGCUGAAAUUUUUAUGAAUUUAAAUGAUGCUAUUGAUGAACUUGAAUUACCUGUUAAUGGAGAUGAUGUUUAUGUACACAAUACUUGGACAAAUUCAACUCCAACUGUUAUUCAAGGAUAUGGUUCUGGCAAAAAAAGUUUGAAUUAUCUAAGUAAUUAUAUUGCUCGUACUUGGUCGCCAACAACUGGAUGUUUACAAAGUAAAGAAAAUGUAGUGGAUGUAACUCAAAUUGAUGAUCUUACAAAAUGGCCUAUGGUUUAUAUAGCUUUAUUUAUUGAAUAUCCUACACCAUUUCUUCGAGAAUAUUUUGAAAAAAUUAUGAAAAUUACCUAUCCAAAACAACGUAUGGGUGUUCUAAUUCAUAAUCACGUAAGUUAUGAUAUGACUGAAGGUGAAGCUCGACAACAAGCAAUUCAUGAAUGUCAAGAAGAUAAAUGUGAUUAUCUCUUUGUUAUUGAUUCAAUUGUUCAUAUUGAUCAUCCAGAUACAUUAAUUGCAUUAAUAAAUAUCAAUCGAACUGUUGUUGCACCAAUGUUACUAAGACCAGGACAGACUUGGAGUAAUUUUUGGGGAGAUUAUUCUGAUGAAGGAUUUUACCUACGAUCGCCGGAUUAUAUGGAUUUUGUUAAUUAUAAUAAAAUGGGUCUUUUUAAUGUUCCGCAUAUUGCUCAUGCUUAUUUAAUUAAUGGAACAUUUCUUCAACAUUUUACACCGAAAUAUAUUGAUUCAGCAGUAGAUCCAGAUGUGAAAGUUUGUCAAUCAAUACGGGAUGCUGGAUAUUUUAUGUUUAUAAAUAAUGAAAUGAAUUUUGGACAUUUAAUUGAUCCAGAAAAUUUUAAUAUAUCAUUAACUCAACCUGAAUUAUAUGAAAUAUUUAAUAAUGUUAAAGAUUGGAAAGCUCGUUAUCUUCAUCCUGAUUAUCAGAAGUCUCUUGAACCUAAUGCAACUAUCGAACAGCCAUGUACUGAUGUAUAUUGGUUUCCAUUUCUAUCUGAAGAAUUUACUGAGAGUUUUAUUAAUGUUAUGGAAACAUACAAUAUAUGGUCUGGAGCAUUACAUCAAGAUGUUCGAUUAGCCGGUGGUUAUGAAAAUGUUCCAACAGAUGAUAUACAUAUGACACAAGUAGAUUUUCAAGAACAUUGGUUAUUUAUUCUUAGAGAUAUUGUUCAACCAAUACAACAAAAAGUUUUUACAGGUUAUUUUAGUGAUCCACCAAAAGCUGUACUUAAUUUUGUUGUUCGUUAUAUGCCGGAUCGUCAAAAAAGUUUACGAGCUCAUCAUGAUGCAUCAACAUAUACAAUUAAUCUUGCAUUGAAUGAUGUUGGCAAAGAUUAUGAAGGUGGUGGUUGUCGAUUUGUUCGACAGAAUUGUUCAGUAUUAUCAACACGUCGUGGUUGGGCAUUAAUGCAACCAGGUCGUUUAACACAUUUACAUGAAGGUUUACCAGUAACGAAAGGAACAAGAUAUAUUAUGUAUACAAAUUCUAUUGAUUUAAAUACUGGUUUUACUGAUGCAUUGACAUUAGAAGAAUAUGAAGAUGAUGUUGAAUUGAUUAAACUUCGUUUUGAUUCCACACGACCAUGUCGAUUUUUUUCUGAUGAUCGUUAUCCAAAAGUUGAAGAAGGUUUAGCUAAUUGUUCAUGGUAUGAAAAAGAUGCAUGUUGUAAACGAACUGAAGUAGCAAGUGUUUUUGAAUCAAUGUAUACAUUACAUCAAGCAUCAACACAAUGUCGAAAUAUGAUGAAUUAUCUUAUGUGUUUUUUCUGUGCACCUGAUCAAUAUCUAUGGUAUAUUAAAAAACGUGUUAAGAUUUGUGAAACAUUUUGUAAUGAAUUCUAUCAACAUUGUAAAACAGCUGAAUUUAGUGGAAAUACUAUUGGUAUGUGUAAUUAA